Heteronotia binoei (common prickly gecko) is the source of this 2649-nucleotide messenger RNA. It is a transcript of the gene TRAP1, whose product is annotated as TNF receptor associated protein 1. The record is from RefSeq and is a predicted model, not a curated record. Gene Ontology annotation, biological process: protein folding. Gene Ontology annotation, cellular component: mitochondrial inner membrane. Lineage: Eukaryota; Metazoa; Chordata; Lepidosauria; Squamata; Gekkonidae. The transcript is spliced from 17 exons. Gene Ontology annotation, molecular function: ATP hydrolysis activity; protein kinase binding; ATP binding. Bases 1 to 2109 code for a protein of 702 amino acids.
AUGGCGGCGGCGGGGCUGAGGGGCGGCCGGGGACUCCUGCGGUGGGUGCGCGCCGGGCUCGGGGGGCCGCCAGCGACUCUGGGAAGGCCGGCGGGGGGAAGGAGGAGGAGGCCGGCGGACGAGGAGGCGCCGCGCCCCCCGGCCCUGCACUGGCCCCCCGCCCUGCGCCGCUUCACCACGAGGGCAGCCGAGAGCGGCCACGCCGAGGAAGCAGCAGGAACGGGCCACACGGAGAGCGUCCGAGGCACUGCUGCCAGUUAUGAGUUCCAGGCGGAGACCAAGAAGCUGCUGGACAUUGUGGCCCGUUCCCUUUACUCAGAGAAGGAGGUGUUCGUACGGGAGCUGAUAUCCAAUGGCAGUGAUGCUCUGGAGAAGAUGCGUCACCAGCUGCUUUCUGAAGGGAAAGUCUUGCCAGACCUAGAGAUCCAUCUCCAGACAGAUCCCAAGAAGGGGACGCUCAUCAUCCAGGAUACAGGCAUUGGCAUGACACGAGAGGAGCUGAUCUCUAACCUCGGCACCAUCGCAAGGUCCGGCUCCAAGGCCUUCCUGGAAAUGCUUCAGAACAAGGAAGAGGCCAGCAGUAAGAUCAUCGGCCAGUUUGGAGUGGGCUUCUACUCUGCCUUCAUGGUGGCCAAUAAAGUGGAAGUGUUCUCACAGUCGGCACAGCCAGACGCCCCAGGAUGCUACUGGACCUCUGAUGGGUCAGGGAUGUUUGAGAUUUCAGAAGCCUCUGGAGUCCGAACUGGGACUAAAAUAAUUCUUCAUCUCAAGGAGGACUGCAAGGAGUUUGCUACUGAGGAGCGAGUCAAAGCGGUCAUCAACAAAUACAGCAACUUCAUCAGCUUCCCGCUCUGCCUCAAUGGGAAACGCACCAACACCCUACAGGCCCUCUGGGUGAUGGACCCCAAGGACGUCAGGGAGGAGCAGCACCUCGAGUUCUACCGCUUCAUUGCCCAGGCCUAUGAUGAGCCCCGCUACCUUCUCCACUACAAGACCGACGCCCCCCUCAACAUCUGCAGCAUCUUCUACGUGCCAGAGAUGAAGCCCUCCAUGCUGGACAUCAGCCGAGAGCUGGAUUCCAGCAUUUCCCUGUACAGUCGUAAGGUCCUGAUCCUGACCAAGGCCACGGACAUCUUGCCAAAAUGGCUGCGCUUCCUCAAAGGCGUGGUGGACAGCGAGGAUAUCCCCUUGAACCUCAGCCGGGAGCUGCUUCAGGAGAGCGCUCUCCUCAGGAAGCUCCGGGAGGUCUUGCAGAGGCGGCUGAUCAACUUCUUUGUUGCCCAGAGCAAGAAGGACCCGAAGAAAUAUGCCAAGUUCUUUGAGGAUUUUGGGCUCUUCAUCCGCGAGGGGAUUGUCACAGUGGCUGAACAGGAGGUCAAGGAGGACAUAGCCAAGCUGCUGCGUUACGAGUCCUCCGCCCUGCCCGUCGGCCAGCUGACCAGCCUGAUGGAGUAUGCCAGCCGCAUGCCCGCGGGUAGUAGGAACAUCUACUACCUGUGUGCCCCCAAUCGUCACCUGGCUGAAGCCUCGCCGUACUAUGAGGCCAUGAAGAAGAAGGAUGCAGAAGUGUUGUUCUGCUAUGAGCAGUUUGAUGAACUGACUCUCCUCCACCUGCGGGAAUUUGAGAAGAAGAAACUGAUAUCAGUGGAAACGGAUAUUGUGGUGGAUCACUACAAGGAAGAGAAGUUUGAGGAGAGCCACUCAGAGGAAAACCUGAGCUCACAGGACGCGGAGGGCCUCCUUGCCUGGAUGAGGAAUGUGCUGGGCUCACGGGUGGCGGCUAUCAAGGUGACACCGCGGCUGGAUACGCACCCGGCUAUGAUCACGGUGCUUGAGAUGGGUGCUGCCCGCCACUUCCUGCGCAUGCAGCAGUUGGCGAAGACCAGUGAAGAGCGGGCCCAGAUCCUGCAGCCGACCCUGGAGAUAAAUACAGGACACCCUCUGAUCAAGAAGCUCAGCCAGCUGCGGACCAGCCACCCGGAUCUGGCCCAGAUGCUGCUUGACCAGAUCUAUGACAAUGCAAUGAUAGCGGCAGGUCUGAACGAUGACCCCAGGCCCAUUGUGAACCGACUGAACAGCCUCCUCACGAAAGCCCUGGAGAAGUACUGAGUGGCAGUGAGGAUGGGAGAGGAGGGAGGCCUCUUCUAAGCCACAGUGAGAAACCCGACUUCUACCCAGGGAAGAGAGUUUGGGCAGGGCAGGGCAGCCAGCCUUUUGUGGUGGCCCAUCAUCCUCACCUGCCCUGAGAAGCCAGCCCAGGCCGUGUGGAAGUGGGGCUCAGUAGGCGCAACACUUGUGCCCCCCUCCCCCCGGGGCCCAGCUUUGGGGGCGGCUGCUGAGCUGGGGUCCCCUGAUGCAUGAGCAGCAAACCCCUCGUGGUCCUUGUAGUUAAUAAAGUCCUUUAUUUCAGCUCUGAGAUGUCACAGUCUUACUUUAUUUUUCAAAAAUUCCAAGCUGCUUUGCCCCAAGGCGGCUGUUGGUCUAAUGAGCAUAGUGACCAUCUCAUCAUGGCUGUUUUGUUCUAUGGAAUACUGAAAUUGACUUUUAUUAUUAUAUGAUUUUAUUGUGAUUUUAUUAUGAUGUUGUGCUCUGCCCUGAGCCCCUGCGGGGGAAUGGGCGGAAUAGAAAUAAACUAAUAAUAAUAAUGAA